This is a messenger RNA of Topomyia yanbarensis, 539 nucleotides long. RefSeq lists its product as uncharacterized. Bases 99 to 539 code for a protein of 146 amino acids. NCBI's taxonomy places the organism in Eukaryota, Metazoa, Arthropoda, Insecta, Diptera, Culicidae. The transcript is spliced from 2 exons. Gene Ontology annotation, cellular component: mitochondrial large ribosomal subunit. The record is from RefSeq and is a predicted model, not a curated record.
UUUCCGACGAAGUUAUUAUGUUGGAUGCGUGUGUGUUAUCAAAUCGCUCUAAAAAUUACGUUUUUCACGGAAUUUUUUUAUUGAAAUAGCUAUCAAACAUGUCCAUAAAACUGAGUGGCACAUUUUCCCGCUCGGGAGGAGUUGUUUCAGCCAUCGGUAAACAGCUAAAGCUGAUCAACUUGAAGGCGGUUCAGAGAAUUACGAUUACGUUCGACCCAUUCCAGGAACAUGCCCUUCCUACUAGAGAACUACUACAACAUUUGUCAACGCCAAAGAUCGCACAAACUAAUCCAUCGUGUCUGCUAAAACCGGAAGUAGUUUGCGACCGCCGACCACCAUCAAUAGUGUUUCAACUAAUUCCAUCGGUUCAGGCCGAGACAAAACUAAAGAAGAUAGAAUUCAACUGCGCAAACCUUUCCACACUGGAACUUUUACAGCUCUGUAAUAAGCACGUAACAAGCUUGGCUCCAAAGGAGGUUGUCACAAGUUCGAUCAAAACCAAAUCGGAAAAGAAGGCAGGUGGUGGUAAACGACGGUAA